Messenger RNA from Amaranthus tricolor (Joseph's coat), 734 nucleotides. RefSeq lists its product as uncharacterized. NCBI's taxonomy places the organism in Eukaryota, Viridiplantae, Streptophyta, Magnoliopsida, Caryophyllales, Amaranthaceae. The coding region runs from base 160 to 456 and encodes 98 amino acids. The record is from RefSeq and is a predicted model, not a curated record. The transcript has 3 exons.
ACAUAAUUGUAGGAAAUUUUGUUUAACCGUAAGGUUAUUUUGGGUAAAAUCCAGAUUAUUGAGACUUAAACUCCAUCACGAUUACACACCUAUUUAUCCCAAUCGAAGAACAAGGUUAUCACCAACACUAAGAAGCAACAUCAGAGGUGACAGAGAGAAAUGGAGAAAUACUUCGGAAAUGCAUACAGGGGAGACCCAGGAGUACCACACGCUGACCAAGAACGUUUCCAGAACAUCUGGAUUGGUUCCGCUGUUUUCUCUACUCUUACUUGGUUCAAUCCUUACAUGUGGCAACUCACCAAUCAAUGGAAUUGGCAUGACAGAGCUAUGAUGUACGAACAUCACCACUGGAAGAAGGCAAUGGCCAAGAAGCAAUAUUAUAAAUUUAAGUGGAAUGAAAUGAGCAAAGACGUUCGUGACUCGUACUACUUCAACUGGCCUGUUUAUUUCCCUUAGACGUUUUACUUCGACCGCUGCAGUUUCUGAGGUUUUCUUAAAUGUUUUGGAAAUUGUAGUGUGUGUGACCCUACGGGCUACAGCUUGUAUGUGUUAUCGUCUUCGCUUUGUUUCACUGCAUCAUUUCGUUAUCUCAAGAAACUUGAAAGCUUGAAAAAGACUGCAUAAGACUGCAUUAUGCAGUACAGUAUUGUGAUUCAAUUUUUAAGCAUGCGUAGAUUGUUUGCCUAUUGGAAAGCCCAGCAUUUUAUAUAUUGCGCUUGCAGAUUGUGGAGCUA